Protopterus annectens (West African lungfish) is the source of this 1621-nucleotide messenger RNA. RefSeq names its product dehydrodolichyl diphosphate synthase subunit (gene DHDDS). NCBI's taxonomy places the organism in Eukaryota, Metazoa, Chordata, Ceratodontiformes, Protopteridae. The transcript has 10 exons. Bases 283 to 1296 code for a protein of 337 amino acids. Gene Ontology annotation, biological process: polyprenol biosynthetic process. Gene Ontology annotation, molecular function: ditrans,polycis-polyprenyl diphosphate synthase [(2E,6E)-farnesyl diphosphate specific] activity. The record is from RefSeq and is a predicted model, not a curated record. Gene Ontology annotation, cellular component: dehydrodolichyl diphosphate synthase complex; endoplasmic reticulum.
UGGUACGGCAGAAGCGAACUGUCACAAGUGUGAGCUUCCAUUAUUACCCCUUCCUUUCUUUCUGCGGAAACUAUACGGAGUGUUUAUGUGGUUGUGCAGGAAUUGGAUUGCGGAAAAGUAGUUUGAUUCGUUGACCUAUCGUUGCUGCAGCAAUUCUUCUGAAGUUCUUUGAUGUCCUGGGCAGUGUCAGUCUUGCUAUUUGUGAAAGAUACUAAUGUGAAAGCAGUGUAUUCUGAGUGACAGUUUAGGGGACGGUAGAAAUUCUGAAAGUCGAAGCUCAGAAUGUCGUGGAUUCGGGAAGGCGAGUUAUCUUUCUUUGAAAGACUGUGUGCCAGAAUCCUUAAGGCAGGUCCCAUGCCAAACCAUGUUGCCUUCAUUAUGGACGGGAACAGGCGCUAUGCUAGGAAGUGUCACGUGGAGAGACAGCAAGGACACACGCAGGGCUUCAACAAAUUAGCAGAGACCCUGAGGUGGUGCUUAAACCUAGGAAUUCGAGAAGUCACAGUUUAUGCCUUCAGUAUUGAAAACUUCAAGCGCUCUAAGGAUGAAGUGGAUGGACUAAUGGAACUUUCACGGCAGAAAUUUGCUAAAUUGUUAGAGGAACGAGAGAAUCUGAAAAAGCAUGGUGUAUGUAUUCGUGUUCUGGGAGACCUGAGUCUGCUGCCUUUGGAUGUCCAGCAGUUGAUAGCCCAGUCGGUCCUGGAAACAAAGCACUACAAUCAGUGUUUUCUAAAUGUGUGCUUUGCAUACACAUCCCGGCAUGAAAUCAGUAAUGCUGUGAAAGAGAUGGCUUGGGGUGUGGAGCAGGGUCUGCUUAAACCAAGUGAUGUUUCAGAAUAUCUUCUGGACAGCUGCCUGUACACCUCAAAGUCUCCCAAUCCUGACCUGUUAAUUCGAACAUCAGGGGAGAUGAGGCUAAGUGACUUCCUACUUUGGCAGACAUCCCAUUCCUGUUUGGUAUUCCAAUCAGUAUUGUGGCCAGAAUACUCUUUUUGGAAUCUUUGUGAAGCUGUACUUCAGUUCCAGCUCAGCUACACUGCACUGCAGAAAGCAAGAGAUCUACAUGCAGAGGAGAGAAUCCAACAACAGUUAGAGGCAGAUCGAGCCUACGUGUUAAAACUACUGCAGCAGAAUGCUGAUCGGAAGGCAGACCUUCAGUACAAGCAAGAGUGUCUCAAGAAGUACUGUGAGGAACGAGAAGAGAGAGUCUGCAGGUUUAUUCAGGCUAUGGAACAGAAGAGAGAGAGAUUCUUUCAGGAUUUAUAUACACAGACUGAAGUCCAAGUAAAGUCAUAGUGACAUUUCAGAAUCUUUUGCAACAGCAAGGGCACAGAUGUCCCUUUCUGUCUGUAGUGUCUGUUGAAAUGUGGGAUAAACCAGUUUGACAGCCUUCAGGCACACUUGAUUGAGCGAACUGUAUCUUAAAGCAAACCAUUUCCAGUCUGUUCUAAUUUGAGUGGAAGAGUAUUGAAAUUACCUCAUAUUGCACUGAUGUAAAUUUUACUUAAAAAAAGGGACUGAACAUUUGCUAAACUGGUAAAGUAGAAGGCCUUUCUGCAACUGAUUUUACUUGUCAUUGUGAUGCCGUCCAUCUAAAACAAAGAAAGUUGAAGUGCCAUUA